UUGGCUCUCAGUCAACAUGGCGGAGGUCAGGCAACGUCUCGGGAGGGGAGCGUACGACUUUACACAGAAAACAUGUAGCCGUUACCUCCUGGAGAGUCAGACGAAGCAACACAACAGUGCAGUUCAAGCUCCGUCUCUAUCGGCGGCCUUUCUGUGGGGCGACGUUCAACAUGGCGAACUGUACGGAGUCGGAACUGCCGCGGGCAGAGUGACCGUUGGAGUUCCUCAGGGCAGUUACACAAGGGUAACGCCGCUGUUUGAUAGUGCUGACAGUGCAUUGGAAAACGGUAAUAUCCCGGAACAUUGUUGUUAUUUUGGACUUAACAAAGGGUAUUCACUUCCUAACAAAACCCGGGUUCAAAUUAUAGAAAGAAAUCCCUCCCGGUGUCAGAGUUAUGCUACGUUUCGACGGACUUUCUGCGCCUUCGGGUCCGGUAGUCGGCUCCAGGGUGUCGGUAGUCGGCUCCAGGGUGUCGGUAGUCGGCUCCAGGGUGUCGGUAGUCGGCUCCAGAGUGUCGGUAGUCGGCGACAGUGCUGCGGCCAUGUACAGUCUGUGUUUAUCAGAGCGUACAGCGACUACGGGACCCAGUCUGAGCCCCUUUACAAAACCAAAACAGGCUACUAUGAGAUCCUGGAGGUGACGCCCACCGCCACUCAAGGCCAAAUAAAAGCAGCCUACUACAAGCAGUCCUUCGUCUACCACCCGGACAGAAACGCGGGCAGCGACGAGGCCACCCUCCGCUUCUCUGAGAUCAGCGAGGCCUACACGGUGCUGGGCAAUAAGACACUGAGGAAGAAAUACGACCUGGGUCUGCUGAGUCUGGCAGACCUCGUCGCAGUAGCCAGACCCUCCGCCAAGGACACUACGGGGAGCAGCGCGAAGCAGCAAACCGGGGGCCGGCGGUCUGCGGCGGACCCAAACAGCCUAGGAGGCAUCUUUGAUUUCGACAAGUUUUUCAAGGCGCACUACACCGAGCAGCUCCAGAGAGAGAGGGAGUUCAGGGCCCGCAAAGAGGAGAUGCUGAGGAAGAAGCAGGAGAAGACUGAGGACGGUAACCUGAGCAAGAUUUCGCAGGUCGGAAUCUUGAUGAUGCUGGCGAUGGCAGUGGCUGUUCUGAUAAGCUUAAAGUAGGGAUGGAAGAUGUUUUGAAGAGGAAUGUUGGCCUUGAUAGGAAUUCUGGACACUUUAAAAUAAAUGUACUGUGGGUCCCUUGAAUCAUCACCUCUCACAAAAGAAGAAAACCAAACGACUGCUGUUAAACACCCUCUGUCUUCUGACCUCUGUGCAGGGAGACAUGGACAUGUCACUGAAAUGAUUUAACAUCUUCACGAUCUUCUAGAGGAUUAUACAGAAAAGCUGCUAAUAAGAUUAAAUGUUUAGUACUGUAUAGCUACUAUAUAGCUCUCAUUCAACACAGUAUUGAUUAGUUGUUGAGAUGAUUUCUGUACACUGGUUUGUAUUUGGUGUAGCCUUUGUCACACACAGUUAAUGCUACUCCCAGCAGCUUUUAUAUAAUUAACAAAAUAUGUCACACUUCUCAGAUGUUAAAGCUGCAGUAGGUAAUUUUUUAUAAAAAUGACUUUUGGCCGUAGUACACGAGAAAAAAUCCUGUCCCUCUGGCUCUUGCUAGUGCUCCUAAAGGCAUUUGUUUGAUUGUUGAGUCUCAUCUCCAGGUUGUCAAAUACAUCUGUGUUUAUGUCACAAAUUACUUAUUUCAUGCGCUACUGUCAGGAUGUAGUGAAAGUUUCAGCAAAGUUAGUUACCCACUGCAGCUUUAAAUGUUGCAAAAUACAAUUGUUUAACGGUGGCAAAAAUAUUUAAAUCAGUAAUUAUCUGAUUAAAGAAUACGUAAUAAGGUCAUAAAUCUGACCGGUCGCUCACAACGUUUGUUCUUUGUCCAGCACCCAGCUUUACCCAGUAAUUAACCCCUGCUGUGCUAGUAGUGAAUGGAGCUGACAAAGGAAGAUUCAGUGGUUGAUUUACAACCUGUAAGUGCUACGGUUUGACUCCUUUGGCUUUUAUAAAGUCAUCUGUCUUGCAGAUUUCUUUAUUUUUAAUGGUGGAGCAAGUUUUGAUUAUGGUUUAAUGUAUUGCUAUCUAUUAAAUAUUUAUAGCAACAUAAGGAAGUGAAUCAGUCGUAACCCUGAAAGCCCAAUGAACAGGGGGAUUAUGGACUGUAAGUUUAUGCUCAGAUAAGUUAAAAAUGAUAGGAUGACAUUAUUGUCAAAAUCAAUGGUUGCAUUGUCCUUAUAUUUAACUAAUAAAUUUCGUCUGAGCAGUGCCUGUCACAGUGAAACAAAA
This is a messenger RNA of Dicentrarchus labrax (European seabass), 2302 nucleotides long. RefSeq lists its product as uncharacterized. Bases 17 to 1132 code for a protein of 371 amino acids. NCBI's taxonomy places the organism in Eukaryota, Metazoa, Chordata, Actinopteri, Moronidae. The record is from RefSeq and is a predicted model, not a curated record. The transcript has a single exon.